Messenger RNA from Sungouiella intermedia, 2568 nucleotides. Lineage: Eukaryota; Fungi; Ascomycota; Pichiomycetes; Serinales; Metschnikowiaceae. The record is from the annotation of a GenBank genome assembly.
AUGGCAAGCGCACAAGGUACGUCGACUUCGGCGGUAAUUACCUCGUUGGUUGCCAACUUGACACUCUGUGGAGUGUUUGUUACUGCAUUUUUGAUUCUUAGAUUGAAGUUUAAAAGAAUCUAUUCUCCCAAAUCGUCUUUUGACUUGGUUCCUGAGGACAAGAAGCCGGAACCUUUGCCCAAGGAUCCGUUUAGAUGGAUCUACAUCCUUUUGACCAAACCACAUUCGUUUAUCAUUCAGCAGUGUGGUCUUGACGGAUACUUCUUUUUGCGUUAUUUGUAUGUGUUUGGCCUUACCUUUCUUUUCGGCAUGUUGACGUGGAUGGUGUUGCUUCCUGUCAAUGCCACCAAUGGCCACGGAAAUACCGGUCUCGAUCAGUUAUCCAUCUCCAACAUUAAGCACAAGAACCGGUACUAUGCACAUGCGUUCAUGUCUUGGAUCUUUUACGGUUCCGUGAUCUAUAUCAUCUACAGAGAAUUGUUUUUCUUCAACUCUUUCCGGUCGGCUGUGUUGUCCAGUCCUAAGUACGCCAGAAGCUUAGAAUCGCGUACCGUGUUGUUCCAGUCAGUUCCAGACGCAUGGUUGGACGAGAAACAGUUCUUCAAGCUUUUCAAUGGUGUCAAACGUAUCUACGUAUCGAGAAACGUUCGUAAGUUGGACCACAAGAACAAGGAAAGAGAGGAUAUUGCUCUCAAGUUGGAACUGGCCACUACGAAGUUGUUGAAGACAGCAGUCAAAGCCAAGAGAAAGGCCGACAAGAAAAACAAGCAGGUGGAGAAGCCCGAGGACAUUAACUCGUGGGUUCCGGCCAACAAGAGACCUAGACACAAACCAGAUGGAUUCUUUUCCAAGAAGGUGGAUACCAUCGACUGGUGCCGCCAGCGCCUUGCAGAGCUCGACGUCGAGGUUUACAAGUUGCAAAAGAAGUAUAGACUCAGCUACCCAAAGAACUCCAUCUUCGUUGAGUUCGAGAACCAGUACACGGCUCAAUUGGCAUUCCAAGCUGUUGUUCACCACAAUCCAAUGAGAAUGGCUCCUGUGUUCACGGGUUUGGCUCCUUCUGAUAUUGACUGGGACAAUAUGAGACUUUUCUGGUGGGAAAAAAUUGUCAGACGUGCCAUUGCCGUUGCCGCCAUUGUGGCCUUGAUCAUUUUCUGGGCCAUCCCUGUGGCAUUUGUCGGUGUGAUUUCAAACAUCACCUACUUGACCGAUAAGAUUCAUUGGUUGCGCUGGAUCAACAGGAUGCCUGAUCGUUUGCUCGGUAUCAUCACUGGUUUGUUGCCCACUAUCAUGUUGGCUGUGUUGAUGGCUAUUUUGCCUAUGUUCAUCAGAGGUAUGGCCAAGAUGGCUGGAUGUGUCUCCAAGCAGCAGGUUGAACAUUUUACUCAGACUGCCUACUUUGGAUUCUUGGUUGUGAACGGUUUCCUUGUUACUGCUCUCUCCUCGUCCGCCACUGCAACAGUCGUUAAGAUUAUCCAUGACUCUUCUGCAAUUUUGUCUGUUUUGGCUCUGAGUUUGCCAAAGUCCUCCAACUUUUACAUUUCCUACCUCAUUUUGCAAGGUUUGACUGUUGCUGGUGGUGCAUUGUUCCAAGUGGUUGGUCUCUUCUUGUACUAUAUCUUGGGUAGAUUUUUUGACCACACUCUCAGAAAGAAGUGGGCAAGAUUCUCCGGCUUGGGCACGGUCGCUUGGGGUACUACAUUCCCCUUAUUCACUCUUUUAGCAUCGAUUACGCUCGCAUUCAGUAUCAUUUCGCCUAUGAUUCUCUUGUUCGCUGCCGUCGCUUUCUGCUUGGUGUACAUUGCCUACUGCCAUAACUUGACCUACUGUUUCGUUGAGGGCCCAGACUCCAGAGGUUCACAUUACCCUAAGGCAUUGUUUCAAACCUUCACAGGUCUUUACUUGGGUCAAGUGUGUUUGUUGGGUCUUUUCAUUGUUGGUAAGGGUUUUGGACCUAUCGUCUUGCAGGCUAUUGGUCUCGGUUUCACCAUCUUCAGUCAUUUGCACUUGAAGUGGGCAUUUGACAGAUUAUUGACAGUCACCCCAAUUGAUUGUAUGAGACCUUUGGAUGGUACCAGUGCUACUCCAUCGUACAUGGGACCAAGUGACUAUGACGAUAAGGUUUUGUUCAAGAAGCAUGGCCUUGCCAGCAGCGACCUCUUGGCCGAGGAGCAUGAGGCUAAUGAAGAUAUCAAGCGUGACUUGGAGCAGACGGUGGACAAUGGUGGCAAGCUUGUUCCACUUUUGGCCGACCGUGACUUCAAGAGCACUCAAAGCACUAACGUCAUCAUCCAAUAUUUCAGACCCGAUGUGUAUUUGAACUACAGAAACGCCAAGAAGAUGAUUCCAGCGACCUACAACAUCGAGCCAGAAGAAGAUGACGACAAGCAUGCGUUUGAUCAGCCAGUUAUUUCAGCAAAAAUGCCUGUUUUGUGGAUUCCACAGGAUUCCAUGGGCUGGUCAAAGCAAGAAAUUGAGAAGAAUGCUGACAUUGUUGAGAUGUCAGACAUCAACUCCAGUUUCAACGAGAAGGGCAGCAUUGUGAUGCUUGGGGAGCCCCCAUACUAA